GUUCCUUCCAGGGACACCAUGUUGUUCUUCACCCUCCUGCUAGAGGUGAUUUGGAUCCUGGCUGCCAACGGAGGUCAACACUGGACAUAUGACGGUCCACAUGGUCAAGACCACUGGCCAGCCUCUUACCCUGAGUGUGGAAGCAACGCCCAGUCCCCCAUCAACAUUCAGACAGACAGUGUGACUUUUGACCCUGAGUUGCUACCUCUGCAGCCCCAUGGAUAUGAACAGCCUGGCACUGAGCCUUUGGACCUGCACAAUAAUGGCCACACAGUGCACCUCUCUCUGCCCCCUACCCUGUAUCUGGAAGGACUUCCCCGAAAAUACGUAGCUGCCCAGCUCCACCUGCACUGGGGUCAGAAAGGAUCCCCGGGGGGGUCAGAGCACCAGAUCAACGGCGAAGCCACAGCUGCAGAGCUCCACAUUGUACAUUAUGAUUCUGAUUCCUACGAAAGCUUAAGUGAGGCUGCUCAGAGGCCUCAGGGCCUGGCUGUCUUGGGCAUCCUCAUUGAGGUGGGUGAGACUAAGAAUCCAGCUUAUGAACACAUUCUGAGUCACUUGCAUGAAAUCAGGCAUAAAGAUCAGAAGACCUCAGUGCCUCCCUUCAACCUGAGAGAGCUGUUUCCCCCACUGCUGGCGCAGUUCUUCCGUUACAAUGGCUCGCUCACCACACCGCCCUGCUACCAGAGUGUGCUCUGGACAGUCUUCAGUCGAAGGGCCCAGAUUUCAAUGGGACAGCUGGAAAAGCUUCAAGAGACACUGUUCUCCACGGAAGAGGAGCCCUCUAAGCUCCUGGUACAGAACUACCGAGCCCCUCAGCCUCUCAAUCAGCGAACGGUCUUUGCUUCGUUCAUCCAAGUGGGAUCCUUGUAUACCACAGGUGAAAUGCUGAGUCUGGGAGUGGGAAUCCUGGUUGGCUGUCUCUGCCUUCUGCUGGCUGUUUAUUUCAUUGCUAGAAAGAUUCGGAAGAAGAGACUAGAAGACCGGAAAAGUGUGGUCUUCACCUCAGCACGAGCCACCGAUGCAUAGACUCCUUUCCGGUCACCACAGAUGCCUUCCCCUCGCCUAUCAGGGAGCUUCUAAAGUGGGGUGCAGGGACUGGCCAGAAAAUACUGUAGGAGUAGGCUGAUAUCCCACCUUCCUCCAGACAGCCCCUACACAGAGGUAUGGACAGGCUCUCAUUCAAGGAAGAACAACAGAACCUUCAGCCUCUCAAAACAUGUAGAUCAGGACAGCCCUAUGUUGACAAUGCAGAGGGUAAACUGUGUUUAGUUGUAGGGGAAGCUGGGGAUGUGCCUCAAAGUCCCCCACGCCCUCAUCUUUAUAUCCCUGUCCCUAGAUAUAGUACAAGAUCUCCCCUUAGGAAAAAGGGUUGCUGCUGUUAUGCUUUUUUCCCUCAAUAUAUUAGGAAAUUAAAUUUGCCGACCCCA
Messenger RNA from Physeter macrocephalus (sperm whale), 1430 nucleotides. It is a transcript of the gene CA14, whose product is annotated as carbonic anhydrase 14. The coding region runs from base 19 to 1029 and encodes 336 amino acids. Gene Ontology annotation, molecular function: zinc ion binding; carbonate dehydratase activity. Gene Ontology annotation, biological process: one-carbon metabolic process. The transcript is spliced from 11 exons. NCBI's taxonomy places the organism in Eukaryota, Metazoa, Chordata, Mammalia, Artiodactyla, Physeteridae. The record is from RefSeq and is a predicted model, not a curated record. Gene Ontology annotation, cellular component: plasma membrane.